AUGGCAUACGACCCCGAAUUUGUAGAAUUUGAAACUAACGGCAACGCUCGUAUUGCUUGGGACUGCCGUGCAAUCGAGUACGAGUUAACGCUCGACUCCCCCGAUUCUGCGCGCACGUCGCUAUGCCACUGCACGAACUGCAAAAAAGCAUUUGGUGGUGCCUUCGGUUUGACGGCAAAGGUUUCUAAGGAUGCGAUCCGGUACACGAAGGGCAAGACGCAAGAGCACGCGGCUGACAACGGAAGUGGGACGAUUCUGCAUCGCGAGUUCUGUGACAUCUGCGGGAGCUUCAUCCUUGAAUAUGGGGAACCGGAGAAGAACAUAUCGCGAUACGUCUGCGUGGCCUCCUUGGAUGAUCCAGAGGCGUUACCACCUAAAGGCGAGUUCUUCUGCAAAUCCAGGGUGAGCUGGAUGUCGGAAAUUCCAAAUGUGUUCCACAAAAAGGAGAUCAAUGUUUAA
This is a messenger RNA of Punctularia strigosozonata HHB-11173 SS5, 459 nucleotides long. RefSeq names its product DUF636 domain protein. Lineage: Eukaryota; Fungi; Basidiomycota; Agaricomycetes; Corticiales; Punctulariaceae. Gene Ontology annotation, molecular function: carbon-sulfur lyase activity. The record is from RefSeq and is a predicted model, not a curated record. The transcript is spliced from 5 exons. Bases 1 to 459 code for a protein of 152 amino acids.